GCGAACAGAUCAUCAUUUGGCCCUGGUUGCAGGGCCUUUAAUACAUGAUAAUAAAAAUACAAAAACACGCAUUUCAAAUUUAUUGUUUAAAAGCCCGCGGGAUCUACUAGUUGUAUGGUUACCCAUUUGUAAACAAAGGUGUUCAUGUUCUGUUGUACUUCGGUUGGUGUGAAAUACCUAGUUUCCCUUCACGGGCUAGCAUCGGCGUUAAGUGUAGGUAGUGCAUUAUAACGGUGUAAUGCGACAUAAGGUACAACAAACCAGUUAACAUAAAGAGUGAUUGUUUGAACAGUUGUAAAUAUAUUGCCGCUCGAAGUGGAGUGCAUAAUCCAUCAGUGUUGGUGUGUGCAUUUUUAGUUUGUUUAGUGUUAUUCAGCAUCGUACGGCAAGCGAUUCUCUUCGGACGGGCAGAGCAAAGCCGCGUUCAUCGGCCCAUCCAAGUCUGCAGUCACGCUGCGUUCGUUCCCAAGCCAGCCAGACUGGCAGCCACGGCGACUCCAACCUGUGAAGCGCAGAAAUCCAUCCACACUAAAAACUACGCGAGAGUAGUUGAACCGUUGCCUCCAGCCGCCGCCAGUACCAUUAACCGUCACCAUUGCUGCCGCCGCCGCUGCCAACACAGCCAAAUAGCACCGGAUAACGCGCGCGUGUUUGGUAUUCUAGGCACAGCCAUCUACAGUGCCGAGCCACUCGAUCGAUCGAUCGACCGUCCCACAUCUUUCAACUCAAUCAGCCUCUACCAGUGUUCGAGUAGCGUUAGUCUUUCCCAGUGCCUCUCGGUGUGAACAUCGGUCGAUCCGUUCGUCCGAAAAAUUGUACGCCGCCACUUAUUCGCGUAGGUUAGCGCGUAGAUCUUCCUGUCCAGGUUCGAAUGCCAUCCGUUACCACAGUGCGGUGUGUGGGAAUUGACGAAGAAAAGUGCUCAUUACGCAAGCUCAAUUAGCGUCUGGCUGUACCUGUUACUGCAGUCAAUUGUGGUCAAGUCUAGGCUCAACCCCGGUAUAAGCCAUCGCAGUGAACGUGUGUGAAACAACCAUAAUUAGGGCCGAAGGUGCAGUCACUGCUACGGUGACCUAAUGCAUUCGGUACAAGUUAUUUGAAUGCCAAUUUAGCCCCGUGAAUAAAAGCAUAAGAAGUUCGAAAAAGAAAUCAAUUUGUGAAGUCUCAAAAAUGAGUGUAAUUCGCCUCCGCCCGGCUGUGCUUUUGUUCGGCGCGUUACUUACCAGCGGGUGGUUGCGAUCCGUAAUCGGCAACGAUAACCUACGAGUUGCUUACCAGUGGAACCAGAUCGACUUCGAAUUUCCCAGCGCCGCAGAACGGACGGAAGCGCUCCGCACGGGAUCCUUCGUUCCCGAGAACGUGAUUCCAGUCGGUCUAGAAGUUUACAAGAAGCGCCUGUUUGUGACGUUGCCACGGUGGAAAACGGGAAUACCGGCUUCGCUGGCCUACAUUAACAUCAACGAAACAAACUCAAAAUCGCCAAAACUAAGGCCCUACCCGAGCUGGAAUGCACAUCGUCAGCUGAGUCCCGAUGAAGCCCCGGAGAUCGUGUCGCCUUUCCGGAUACGAGCCGAUCGCUGCGGUCGGCUAUGGGUGCUCGAUACCGGAGUAUCCGACAUUCUUGGAGAUUUCAAAGUUGAAAGCCCAACAUCGCUGUUGGUGUACGAUCUACACAACGACAAUCUGCUGAGGCGGUAUAAAUUUCCCCAAGACCACAUUAAAGAGAGCUCUUUCUAUGCGAAUAUUGCCGUCGAAGAUACCGAUUGUGACGAUACUUACGCCUAUGCGGCGGAUCUCGGCGCCCCCGGAUUAGUGGUGUAUUCUUGGAAGGCGCAAGAAUCGUGGCGUAUUAAACAUCACUUCUUCCAUCCGGAUCCGCUUGCCGGUAACUACACAAUCACGGGAAUCUCCUUCCAGUGGGAUGAUGGAUUGUUUGGAAUUGCUCUUUCUCGACCGCAGAACGACAACUUUUCCACGCUUUACUUUCACCCACUAAGCUCGACUAACGAAUUUGCUGUGUCCACCAGAAUACUUCGAAAUCAAACUCUCGCUACUUCGAAUAAUAUCUACCGUGAGUUUAAAGUGCUGGGAUCACGUGGUCCCAAUGGACAGGCCGGUGUCGCCUUUCUAGAUAAAAAAACCGGCGUUAUUUUUUACGCUUUACCAAACUUAAAUGCAGUUACUUGUUGGAAAACAUCCAACCGCGCUUAUACUAUCAAAUCGCUCGGACGAGUUUACAUGAGCGUAACGGACAUGGUGUUCCCGAACGAUGUGAAAGUGGAUGACGAAAGCAAUUUGUGGGUCCUGUCGGACCGGAUGCACCAGUUUAUGUACUCAAACCUCGAUCCGAAAGACAUCAACUUCCGCAUACUAACGGCAACCGUAAAGGAUGCUAUCGAAAAUACCGCCUGUGAUACAAACAUCAAACCGCUGCCCGACAUCAUUACCAAUCUGGGAGAUAUUCUCCGACCGCCGACAACCGUGUCACCCAAGUCAAGCGCCUCAAUUGCGCUAGUUUCCAAUUUGCUUGUCGGAAUUGUAAUAUUAGCAAAGCUAUUUCUGUAAAACUAGAUGAUAGAGCAGCAAUCCUAUGAACAAGCGGUGCUCAGAAGAAAACUAUUGUCUCAAGAUACUGUCAAUUUUGUCUUACCCAUUCGACUAUCAAGUGUUGUUAACAAUUUCAAAAUAAAACAUAUCCAUUCCUAUCGAGCACUGUCCAAAGUAAGGGUGCAAAACACGCAAAACAGUCACAUAAUUUUAAGAUUAAAGGCUCUUAUCUUCAGGAUCCUAGGCUAAGCUAAAGACAGCUGUUGUAAAUUAUUUUCUUCUAUAAGUAUAAAAAGAACAAAUAUGCACUUAGUUUGAAACGUUACAAUUGUAGAAUAUAUAUAUAUUGGAAGCAGACAGAAGUCAUUGUGGAAUUACCAGAAGUGCAGCAGGUUAACUAAUCAGUAUUGGAGACUGAUAAUCUCCUUUUUAUCGAUUUGUAGAUUAUGUCGGUUGGCAGGAUUUUACCCAGAACAAAUUUAUCCUAGCGUUUAGAAAGCGUGAAUUAGUUAAACGAAAUGUGCUAUAAUAGCUUAAAUGUUUGUAACUGUUUAAAGAUAGUUUUCGAACAAGAAAAAAUAUUAAAUUCAAUUUAUGUAUACAUGAAUAAA
Messenger RNA from Wyeomyia smithii (pitcher-plant mosquito), 3158 nucleotides. Its product is annotated as protein yellow. The transcript has 3 exons. The coding region runs from base 1171 to 2565 and encodes 464 amino acids. The record is from RefSeq and is a predicted model, not a curated record. Gene Ontology annotation, cellular component: extracellular region. NCBI's taxonomy places the organism in Eukaryota, Metazoa, Arthropoda, Insecta, Diptera, Culicidae.